AUGUUCAGGUAUGCUGGGCGCUUAUAUAAUGCUCUUCAGGAACGCCUGAAUACACUGAACUACGCUUCUUCCCUAAUAAAUAAAAACGGCACUAGUCUUGAUAAAGCCCGAAAGGAUUAUGAAUCUCUUCUUACCGAGACUUGCCAAACUUUAUCUACUUAUUCUAAACGAUUAAAAUCAAGUAUCGGAAAAGCCAGACCCUAUCAUGAACUCCAAGCAAAGAAGAAAGCAUUGCUGGCUGAACUCCAAAAGAACUCCAAGGCUUAUAUUGCCGUUUCGACGGAAUAUGAUCAGGCGAAGGGCAUAUUAAAUUUCUAUAACAUCGACGUCGCUAAAUUCGAUUUGAGUGAUGAGUCGCAAUUAGAGAUUGUCAAUAGUGCGAUUCAAAAGGUAAAUUCCACUAAAUUGACGCUGGCUACCCUAAAGUCGAGACAUGCCGAGAUUCUUAAUCAAUGUGCUGUCGUUGACUCUGACAUCAGUCGACAUCGAAGUUCCGCCUCUUUUGCCAUUCGGAAAUCACAAGUUUACUUCGACUUGCAGGCUUCUUUCAACCAAAGAAUGGAGAAUAGCGUAGUAUUCAAAUUUUGGAGCAUUGGUCUCCACGUAUUUCGUUUGUCGAAUGCCUUGAAAAGGUGGCGUCCACGCAGUUACAAUGAUUUUUGCUUAUCUCUCUUCAAGUACACUUUUACAGGACCUAUCAAUAGAAGUGAAUUUAAGCUUUCUGUGCAUUCCUGGGCGCAGAUAUCUCGCAUGUUCAGCAGAGGUAGAGGUGGAACUGUAGGUGAACGCUGUGAUGGAGUUGUCACUGUGAUGGCGCAAUGCAGUCAUGAUUCGCCACGUGCAGCCUUUGUCCCUGUUGAUGGAUUAUCUCAAAUUGAAUUGAGUCUGUCAAAAAUAGACUCAGAGGCGAAGGCAGAGAUAGAUCGACUGACUGCUGAGGUGGAAUCAGCGAAGAAGUUGUAUUCACAGACGAUGAACAGUCUGGAAGCGAUAUCAAAUCGAAUUCAUGAGUCGCGUCGACUAGGUCAUUGGCUCAACUCUCCUCCCACUUCACCGCGCCUCCGUGGUGUGGGUGCCGAUGGCUCCUGUUCCUCUGAAAUGACACCUGCAGAAGCGGGCAUCUCCCUUCCCAGCUCGCCUCGUCGUACCCCCCCAGGACAAGAUGACACUGACACUGAAGCCGUGGAGUUGGAGGGUGCUGAAUCAUCGAAUUUCAUCGGAUUCCAUCCAACUCUUCACAAACUUGAUGACAAUCGUCUUAUCUCUGAACUGACCUCGAACCUGGAGUCGUGUACUCUGACAAUGCGCACGCAAGGCGAACAGACAGACUUACUGCCAGUGGAAGUGAAAUCUGUACAUUCACGCAGUCAGAGUCUAUGA
Rodentolepis nana is the source of this 1380-nucleotide messenger RNA. The record is from the annotation of a GenBank genome assembly. Lineage: Eukaryota; Metazoa; Platyhelminthes; Cestoda; Cyclophyllidea; Hymenolepididae.